This is a messenger RNA of Drosophila bipectinata, 412 nucleotides long. RefSeq names its product larval cuticle protein 65Ab1-like. Lineage: Eukaryota; Metazoa; Arthropoda; Insecta; Diptera; Drosophilidae. The record is from RefSeq and is a predicted model, not a curated record.
AAUACUUUAGUAUAGCUCGGAAACUUCAGCGCGCAUCAACAUGGUUUCUGCCAAAUUGCUACUCUUCACUGCCUUGUUGGCCGUCAUGGCCGCCAACAGCUCUGCUGGCCUGCUGGAUUAUGUCUUUCCUACUCUUAUGACGGAGUUCUACAACCAGGCUCCCACCAAAGAGGGUUACCGUUUCUCGCAAGAGGAGCCUAAUGGCAGCAAACGCGAGGAAAUGGGUGUGAUCAUGAAUCCUGGAACCCCGGAUGAGCAGUUGGUGGUCAUGGGUACCUACUCCUCCUACGAUGAGAAGACUGACACUGAAACUGUGACGAUGUACACCGCCGACAAGGAUGGCUACAAGUCCCGCUACCAAAUCAAGAACCGCAAGCUGAGCCCUGGAGCUCUCAAGUCCGCCGCCGGUUAA